AUGGCCUCGACACCAGAGAAAGAGGUCGCGCCUGUCAUUUCCCGAGAUGUCGAGAUGUCACAAAAGCCCUCGAUUGACGCCGAUGCCCUCAAGCUGGCGGAAAUGGGUUACACCCAGGACAUGAGCAGGAACUUUUCUGUGUGGUCAGUGCUCGGUGUAGGAUUCUCGCUCACCAAUUCCUGGUUCGGUAUAUCAGCAGCUCUGAUCACUGGAAUCAACUCCGGAGGUCCCAUUCUCAUCAUCUACGGCAUUAUAUUGAUCGCGCUCAUCUCAACAUGCGUUGGUAUCAGCUUGAGCGAACUGGCUUCAGCUCUACCGAACGCAGGUGGACAGUACUUCUGGGCGAACGAAUUGGCGCCGAAGAAGUAUGCCAAUGUCGCAAGUUAUCUGACUGGAUGGCUUGCUUGGUGGGGCUCGAUGUUCACCAGUGCCUCAGUCGCACUGGCAAUGGGGAGCGCCAUGGUGGGCUGCUAUCAACUAAGCCACCCUGACUUUACGAUCAAGGCAUGGCAUGUCUUCGUCGCCUAUCAGAUGGCAAAUAUGUUUUGCUUCUUCUUCAACUGCUAUGGCAAAACCCUACCCCUUGUUGCCAAAGUUACACUUUGGACAUCUCUGGUCUCGUUCGUCGUCAUCCUCAUCACCGUACCCUCCGUCGCACCGACUCAUCAGCAUGCAGAGUUUGUCUUUGCCACUUUCAUUAACAACACAGGCUGGCAACAGGGUGGCAUAGCCUUUAUCGUCGGUUUGGUCAACACAAAUUGGGCCUUCGCUUGUCUCGACUGCGCUACGCAUCUUGCAGAAGAGGUGCAUCGACCGGAGAAGAUGGUUCCCAUUGCCAUCAUGGGAACCGUCGGUAUUGGCUUCGUAACGAGCUGGUUCUUCUCCAUGGCCAUGUUCUUCUCGAUUGUGGGAGAUUUCUCUGAUAUUCUCGGGACAGCUACACUAGUCCCAAUCCUUGAGUUGUUCUACCAGGCCUUGAAUAACACAGCCGGUGCUAUUUUCCUCGAGGCCCUUAUCAUUGUCACCGGACUUGGAUGCCUUACUGCCAGCCAUACAUGGCAAAGUCGACUCUGCUGGAGUUUCGCGCGGGACAGAGGCCUACCUGCGCAUCGCUGGCUCUCCCAAGUGCACAAGGGACUUGGUGUACCAAUCAACGCGCAUUUCGUGAGCUGCGUAAUUGUCGCCAUCAUGGGAUGCCUUUACUUGGCUUCGCUGACAGCUUUCAACUCUAUGAUCACUGCCUGUAUUGUCCUCUUGUAUCUCAGCUAUUCCAUCCCCGUCAUCUGCCUCCUCAUUCGAGGCCGAUCAAACAUCAAACCAGGGCCUUUCUGGUUGGGACCCAUUGGUCACUUCGCGAACAUUGUGCUGCUCAUGUGGACACUGUUCACAUUGGUGAUGUACUCCUUUCCUUAUGCGCAACCAGUCGCUGCGAGCAACAUGAACUAUGUAUGCGUAGUAUAUGCUGUGAUCGCCUCCAUCACUAGGUCUCGACUAUGUGUUUCGAGGCCGCAAGAGCUUUCGAGGUGUUGGCGAGCGCAAAGGCGAAGUCAGCGCACAUGGCCAGAUUGUCGAUCUUCCCGAGCAUCGCGGAGAGCUUUAGUGACUCUUUUGCUCUGUCUCAUUCAUUGUAUAGUAUAAACCCCGACAGACCCUGUUCCGUCCGUUGUACAUGGCUAUGUUACCACACGAUGUAUAUGCAGUCCUUUAUAUCCUGCUGGAUCUUCAUGUCGUUAUUCUUCACACGAAACACCUUAGCGAGUACAACUCAUUACAGUCCAUAGCCACAAACUUCAGCAGGUUACAUUAAG
Molecule: messenger RNA, 1808 nt
Organism: Parastagonospora nodorum SN15
Lineage: Eukaryota; Fungi; Ascomycota; Dothideomycetes; Pleosporales; Phaeosphaeriaceae
Exons: 4
Coding region: 1-1638 (545 amino acids)
Biological process (GO): transmembrane transport
Cellular component (GO): membrane
Molecular function (GO): transmembrane transporter activity
Source: RefSeq, a predicted model, not a curated record